This is a messenger RNA of Cladophialophora yegresii CBS 114405, 537 nucleotides long. RefSeq lists its product as uncharacterized. The transcript has 3 exons. Bases 1 to 537 code for a protein of 178 amino acids. The record is from RefSeq and is a predicted model, not a curated record. Lineage: Eukaryota; Fungi; Ascomycota; Eurotiomycetes; Chaetothyriales; Herpotrichiellaceae.
AUGGCCUCCCUACCACCCAUCUCCACCCUUCCGUCACUCGACACCGAGGAGCGAGCUCGAGUCCUCGACUUGCUCUUCGAACCAUGUACCCAACUCCACACCCUAUCCGUCAGCCUGCUGCACGAGCAUGGGUUCUCAUCAUACAGCGACCUCAUCGACGCCGUAGGCAAGCAAUUAGAGAAUCUCCACCGGUCAGACCUGGAAAGCGACCGCAAAUGGCUGGAGGCAAUACUUUCCGCUCACCCCAGGCUAGGCGAGAAGAAAGUGGACAGCGAGCAAUCCCGCAAGGAGCAAGCACAGCUCAACCAAGGCGGCGCAGCGGACGAGGCAGAGAAGUUGGCAGAACUGAACAGGAAGUAUGAAGACAAGUUUCCCGGACUCAGAUACGUAGUCUUCGUCAACGGCCGAAGUCGCCCCGUCAUCAUGGAAGACAUGCAGAAGCGGAUAGACAGGGGAGAUAUCCAGCUGGAGAAACAGGAAGCCAUCCAGGCAAUGGUCGACAUCGCGAAGGACCGAGCGAAGAAGUUGGCCGGAUGA